AUGGUAUUCAUUGUUAUUUGGAUCCUCAACUUAUCUCUGUUUUAUAAGCUAACUGAACUCUGCCGAUUCAGUGGUGUAAAGAUCUACCCCGGAAGAGGCAUCAUAUUUAUUCGUAGUGAUUCACAGGAAUUUCUAAUUGUGAACUCGAAAUGUAAGAGGUAUUUCCACAACCGUUUGAAGCCUUUGAAGCUCACAUGGACUGCCAUGUUCAGAAAGCAACACAAGAAAGACAUUGCCCAAGAGGCUGUGAAGAAGAGGCACUACGCCACCAAGAAGUCAUACUCUAGGUUCAUUGGUGGUGCUACCUUGAAAGUCAUUCAGAAGAAAAGAUCUGAAAAGCCUAAAGUUCGAGAUGCAGCCAGAGAAGCUUCUCUCCGUGAAAUCAAAGAGAGGAUUAAGAAAACAAAGGAUUUGAAGGUGUCUGCUAAUCUAGAAAUAAAUGUCUGA
Molecule: messenger RNA, 447 nt
Organism: Vicia villosa (hairy vetch)
Lineage: Eukaryota; Viridiplantae; Streptophyta; Magnoliopsida; Fabales; Fabaceae
Product: large ribosomal subunit protein eL24-like
Exons: 5
Coding region: 1-447 (148 amino acids)
Biological process (GO): cytoplasmic translation
Cellular component (GO): cytosolic large ribosomal subunit
Molecular function (GO): structural constituent of ribosome; mRNA binding
Source: RefSeq, a predicted model, not a curated record